Messenger RNA from Lachancea fermentati, 486 nucleotides. The record is from the annotation of a GenBank genome assembly. Lineage: Eukaryota; Fungi; Ascomycota; Saccharomycetes; Saccharomycetales; Saccharomycetaceae.
AUGUACUGGCUAAAACCUACAGCACAUCUAUUAUUUUACUCAUUUGUCUUUGGAGGGACUACGUUUUACUCGUACGUUGCCUCACCAUUGGCCUUCAAAAGUCUGGAUAGAGAUGGGUUUUCUACGUUACAACACACAGUUUUCCCAUACUUUUUCCAGAUGCAAUCCUUUUCUCCCUUGAUCUUGGGUCUCACUGCGCCAAUGCCCCUUCAAAUGGGCCCAUUGGUGUCGCUAGCCGCUGCAUCAGUCAGCGGAUGCCUCAAUCUGUUUUGGUUAUUGCCUUGGACCCAAAGGGUCAAAGAACAGAGGAGAAAAGUGCAGCAGGAGCUAUCGGGAGAGGAACUCGAGGCCCGAGAUGGUCCUCUGCGCAAGGAGUUCGGUAAAUCCCAUGGAUUGAGUCUCCUUUUUAACUUAACAAACGUGAUCGGCAUGCUAGCAUACGGUUGCUUCCUGUCCAAGGGUUUACUGAAAUACGUGCCCAAGUAA